Letharia lupina is the source of this 1356-nucleotide messenger RNA. RefSeq lists its product as uncharacterized. The transcript has 2 exons. The record is from RefSeq and is a predicted model, not a curated record. NCBI's taxonomy places the organism in Eukaryota, Fungi, Ascomycota, Lecanoromycetes, Lecanorales, Parmeliaceae. Bases 1 to 1356 code for a protein of 451 amino acids.
AUGGUGAUCUACCGACAGACUGCUCACCUCUGUAUUUUGUGGCUUAUUUACCUCUCUUCGCAAAGCCAGAGCUCUCCUCUGCCGAAGGUCGAAGUGAACCAAGUACCAGAGACUAUGCGGUUGAAUACUGAAAACACCGCUACGAGUCCGUUGCGAGAACAAUUCAAGAAUCCUGCUGAAAUCCUUGGCAUUCUACUUCUUAUUGGUGGCGACACUAUUCGAAAGGCAAUCGCACAGCUUGCAGGACCAAAUGUAGCACCCGUCGCCUUCAGUUUUGGGUGGGUUGCUUAUUCUUUCGGAGCUUUGUUGUCCGUAUGGGGCGACGGCCGUCUGCUCCCCGAACCAGAUGUUCACUCCAUGGUCAUCAAUCACAAGAGCGGUAACACAAAGCAAAACGAGUCUUGGGUCCUUGGCAGAUUGAUACGGGAUCUAGAAAUGCAUUUCAGUACCCAGAAGAGCAAGACCAAAGAAUUUGGUGGCAAAAGUUUCCAUAUUAUCAAAUUGGAGGCCAUGGAUGUUUGGAAGAAAAAACAUCACUGGAGUGGAAAGGAUCGUCCAGACCCGCCAGCCCACGACUUGAUUUGGUGGUCCUUCUUUGGCUGUGUCGUGCUGCAACUUGGACUCGCAGUUGCGCCCAUUUUCAUAGACCACUCCGGCAACUGGAGAAUUCUCCUUGUUACAGGAGCGGGAACUAUGCUGGCCAUCAUUCACGGGUCUCUGCCCCAGUGUAAGGAGGAAAAAUAUGAAUGUGAAAUGACGGAAAAGGGAAAGGAUGCAACAUUUAUUCUCACCAGAGGCAAUAGCCAUCAGUAUGUGUUUGUGAUUCACAGUCCUCCUGAGAAUCGCACCUUGAACAUGGAACAUCUUGCCGUCAGUCGCAGGAUUGGGGGUAAGAAUGUUAUGAAGUACAUCACGGCCGUUCUGGCCGCAUGCUGGAUCGUGCUCUUGAUAGCCAUUGGAGGCCUAGAGCAGGACACGUGGUUCCUUCUCAUGGUUGGCGGCAUCGGAAUGUUCCAUAAUUUGUGGGUUGCAGGGCACGCAAGGACCACUUCCGCUCAUGGCAUCCCUCUUGACAUUGAGAACGCAAAACCUUUAACCGAUCCAGACAAGAGCGUUAUGGAAGGACUAAUGGCAGCAGAGAAGAUUGAGCCAGGAGUUGGUCUAGCACUGCUAAAGGUCUAUUUUCCUGGCCGGUUAAGGCCAGAUGAAGAUAAGUGGUGGGCAAAGAAGACAAAACGUUUCGUAAAGCGCAUAGAAAACGAGAGGAAAAAGAAGGGGAAGAAGCCAAAGUCAGAGGAAGAGGAGGAGUCAGAGGGAUCGGAGGAGGAGUCGGAGGGUGCAGACAUCUGGCUUUAG